UGACGCUAGGUAUUCACUCAAGUAAUACAUGGAUAAUACCGUUUUCGUCAUACUCCAAAUUUUAUCCAAUUAAUUAUACAAAUAAAUAAAAUUACAAUAUUUAAAAACUAAUAAAUAUUGAUAUAAUGGAAAUAGGUUUACAAAUAGGUUAAUAGUUAUAAAUAAUAGCUCGUAAUGAUUAUAUCAAAUGUAUUUAUGUUUACAUUAUGGAUUCAUCUACUGUAAAUUGGAAAUGAAAACAUCAACAAUUUUUUUCUGUUUUUUAAAGUAUCUUUAAACAUAACUGUGAUAAUACAAUAAUAGAAAAUGAAAUCACUACUGAUUUUUAUACCAAACAAUUUUCCAUCUGAAAAACAUGGUUAUAUUCAUGGAAAAGUAUAUAAUGAUUACGAAAGUAAUAGUAAAAAAUUCUUCAUAACAAAUAUGCAGUGUUUAGAUGAAGUGAGUAAUAAUAAAGGACCUUCUACAGGUAUUAUUGAAUCUAUUGGUUAUUAUUCAGGAUGUACUGAUAUUCAAGAUUUAAAGAAAAGAGGAAACGAUUGGAUUGUUAUUAGUUUGAGACCGCUACAAUGUUUAAAAAGUAGUAAAGAAGUUCAUGAUUAUUAUUUACAAAAGAUUUUUAUUGACAAUAAAAUUGUUGACAGUUGUGAUUAUUAUACUGUUAUUAUAAUUUACGAUACAACAGCAUUGUUGAAAACAGAAUUGUUUAGACAUCAUAAUGCUACUGGGAAUCAUUUUUUACAAUUGAAGGAUAUUUUGGAGAGAAAAGCUAUUGAUGAUAAAAUGAAAAGAAAUAAUUAUUUUUCAUUUUUAAAGGAAAUAAUAUUCAUGCAUACUUUAUGGCUAUUCAUGUAUCCAGUAUUAUAUUCAUAUAAAAUUACUAACAAAUUAUUGCCAAUUUUUAAGUAUUCUACACUUGGUUUACAUCUUAAUAAAUGGUUGGAAAAUAGUAAUUGGAUACUAUUAACAUUAAUCCAAGAUAAGAAAUUUUCUCUGAAAACAAUCAAUCAUAUCUUUGCAACAAUUUUCGAUAUAUUGUUAGGUAUAUUGUUUAUCAAAUUUUUUUUAUACGUUAUUGGAAACACUCUACUAUCUCAAAUUCUAUUAGAUAAUGCUGAGAUAGUUGUGGAUUCAUUGAAAAAUUUAGUCUACUGGUUGAUGGGAUCUCCAGCAGGCUUGAAACUUAAUUAUUCAUUCAGUAAAAUACUGGGAAAAUUUUUUCUUUAUCACAUCCAUUUUUGGUGGCUUUUUUUAGUAUCAAUAAAACCAGUGAUGGAUUUCUUUUUUGAAGUUCUUUUAUUAUUCGGAAGAUUAGGAAUUACUUUUCAAAUAGCUAUUGCUGCUGAUAUUUUAGCACUCGUUAGUUUUCAUGCGUACUGCAUUUACGUUUACGCAGCAAGACUUUAUUAUAUACAAAUUCGAGGAUUAACAGCUUUGUUUAGAUUAUUCCUUGGUAAAAAGAAAAAUCCUUUACGUGAACGAGUUGACUCCUGCUCAUAUCAAGCAGACCAACUUUUUGUUGGUACUCUGCUUUUCACAAUAUUAUUAUUUCUAAUGCCAACUACAUGGGUUUAUUACAUUGUAUUUACAACGUUACGUUUAAUAAUUAUCGGCUUUGGCGGAGUUUUAACCAGAUUAAGAUUUUAUUUUCAAGUUUUGCCAGUUUAUGCAUUUUAUUGUUGGCUGUUUAAUUUGGAAAAUAUUCAUAGUUCAGUAAAACUAGUCACCAAAUCUAGACAUGAAAAUGGAUCUAUAACUCUGUUGAUGACUACAGUAACUUCUUCAUGGAAAGAUACCUGGAUUCACUGUAUUCCAGAUACAAUAAACCACAUUCCUUCUAUUGAAUGGUCAAUGAUUGUAAAAAAUAUACUCUGGGGUAAACUAUUAUACCCCUUAUAAUAAAGAUUCAAGUAUAUUAAAUUA
This is a messenger RNA of Chelonus insularis, 1923 nucleotides long. It is a transcript of the gene PIG-Q, whose product is annotated as phosphatidylinositol glycan anchor biosynthesis class Q. NCBI's taxonomy places the organism in Eukaryota, Metazoa, Arthropoda, Insecta, Hymenoptera, Braconidae. The transcript is spliced from 5 exons. The record is from RefSeq and is a predicted model, not a curated record. Gene Ontology annotation, biological process: GPI anchor biosynthetic process. Bases 307 to 1899 code for a protein of 530 amino acids. Gene Ontology annotation, cellular component: membrane; endoplasmic reticulum.